This is a messenger RNA of Anastrepha obliqua, 1065 nucleotides long. RefSeq lists its product as uncharacterized. The record is from RefSeq and is a predicted model, not a curated record. NCBI's taxonomy places the organism in Eukaryota, Metazoa, Arthropoda, Insecta, Diptera, Tephritidae. The transcript has a single exon. Bases 1 to 1065 code for a protein of 354 amino acids.
AUGCUGCAUCAAUAUCCGAUCUCCUUUGAGACCGAGCCGCAACCUUCGACGUCCCAGGCCAUGCAUAUUAGCAGCCUGCCUGACCGAGUCAUGUUAGCUACAGCCGUAGUUAAUGUAAACGCCAGCUCCGGUGUUAAGGUGCAAGCGCGAGCUCUACUUGACUCCGGUUAUCAAGUCAACUUUAUGACCGAAGAGCUUAUGCAGAAAUUGCGAAUCCGAAAAGAAAAAUUCGCUCUAAAUAUAGUUGGAAUUGGCAAUUCAAAUAAAAGGGUCCAAGGUAAACUAAAAACCUAUAUAAAAUCGAGGAUCAACAAUUUUGAGUUUUCGGCGGACUUUUGGGUAAUGCGUUCGAUAUCAGUCAAUCAUCCAGAUCGGACUGUAAACACAAAUGGCUGGAAAAUCCCACAAAAUAUUGAACUAGCUGACCCAAGUUUCUACAAAUGUCAGAAAAUAGACAUACUUUUAGGAGCUGAAAUAUUCUUUGAUCUGUUAUCGGUGGGUCAGAUCAGAACCAGCCCAAGGCAGCCAACGUUGCAAAAAACUGUGUUAGGCUGGAUAAUUUCAGGCAAGUAUGCCACAAAUAAUAGGUCCAGUGCCCAAGUAAGUAGUACAGUAUGUCAAUUUGAUACUACAAUCCGAAAAUUCUGGGAAUUGGAAGAAAUACCUACACAAGUAAAUUCCACACGACUGACUCCAGAGCAGGCAAAAUGUGAGGAAUUUUUUUCGAAAACCACACAGGUUUUACCAUGUGGAAGGCUUCAAGUCAGACUGCCUUUCAAAACCGACCGUGAAUCACUCGGUCAUUCGUAUGAAACCGCAGCUCGGCGGUUUCAGGCGCUGGAGAGAAGGACGCUGAAAGAUCCAGUACUUCGUAAAAUGUACCUGGACUUCAUGCAAGAGUAUCUCGAAUUGCGGUAUAUGAGUCCAACAAAUAAUCGACUCCCGAGUGAGCCACACUAUUUCAUUCCGCACCAGUGUGUGUUAAGACCGCAGAGCACAACUACCAAGUUGCGCGUAGUUUUUGAUGCUUCGAGUCGCACAUCAACACAAGUUGCGUUGAGUUGA